Humulus lupulus (European hop) is the source of this 522-nucleotide messenger RNA. RefSeq lists its product as uncharacterized. Lineage: Eukaryota; Viridiplantae; Streptophyta; Magnoliopsida; Rosales; Cannabaceae. The record is from RefSeq and is a predicted model, not a curated record. The transcript is spliced from 2 exons. Bases 1 to 522 code for a protein of 173 amino acids.
AUGGAGGAAUUUCGAAUAGGUUUGGUUGCAGCAGAGUUCCGAAAGAAUACCUUUAGUAUAGCUGCCUUGUAUAGACGUUUGAAGAGCUUGAAUGAGACCAGAUGGAACUACACUCUUAUAUGGGAUAGGAUGAGUAUUCCCAAGCAUAAGUUCAUAGCAUGGCUUGCUCUCAAGAAGAGAUUACAAACCAAAGACAGAUUGCUUCGUUUUGGAUUCAAUAUUGAUACUUGCUGUGUGUUGUGUGGGCAGGUUAAUGAAACUCAUGAGCACAUUUUUUAUGGUUGUGCCUUUAGUACUAGGUGCAUUCAUGAGGUGUUGAACUGGAUGGGUAUUGGGACUAAUUUGUGCCAGCUUCGUGGAAUAAUGAAUUGGGUUAGGCAUUGUGGUCAUUCCAAUUGUCGAAGGCGGAUGUACUUAUGUGCGAUUACUGCAAGUGUGUAUCAUAUUUGGUGCUCUAGGAAUGAUGCUUUAUGGAACUCUAAAUCUCCAAUAGUCACAAAUCGAGUUGCUCGCCGCAAAUAA